AUGCUGGGUGGUUACGAAUCUUCAGAUGAAGAGAUCAACGCGGCCGAGAAUGCGGCUGACGCAUUUGGGAUCAAGCGCAUAGAAGAGCCGUCGUCCAAGCGCACGCGUGUUGAUGCUGAACAAGUCCCGCAAGCCCAGGCUGCUCCCGAUGUUUUGGCAGAAGACCCCCUAGCACAAACCUCUCUCGUGCUCCGACCAACAGAUGUGCAGAUGAAUGUAAAUGUCCCAUACGAAGAAAUGAUGCGCCCCGUCCAAGGCCCGGAAAACCCAUUCGACAAGCGUAGACUUGCCAACCAAAAUGCACUGGCCGGCCAUGUAGAGGAGGAAAUGAUGACCGAGCACGCGUUCCGACAACAACAUCUGACACACGAAAUUCUCGGAUAUUCAGCCAAUCCUUCGACUGACCCCAAUGCACCUCGCUUUGUGGGAAACAUUGAAGGGGCAGAGAAGAACGGGUUCAAGACCCUCGAUGGGAUAGGCACCACCAAAGCUAGCCGACGAGAAUUGAAGCGUAAACGAGCGGGAAAAGGGGACCUCGACGUUGUCGAUGGUGACGGAGAGUAUAUUGGACCAUGGGCCAAGUGGGAAGGCGAUGACAGGGGCGUUGCUGUUCCCGAUGGCGCCGCUGCUCCAGGCGAAUAUGAUGAAUCGGACGACGAGUACGAAGGCGCCGAGGCAGAGGCUAAAAAAGGCAAGCCCAAGAGGAGUGUGGCCCGCAAACAAGAGACGAGUGUCUUUCAUGGAAAGGAUUUGGUCGAUUACCAGGGAAGAACCUACAUGGAUCCUCCCAUUGCGGAUGCACCACAUAUUUUGGGCGAUGCUGGGUCCCAGGAUUGUUUUGUUCCCAAAGAGUGUAUUCAUACCUGGACGGGACACACUGGCGCCGUGUCGGCCAUUCGACUGUUCCCUCGCACUGGUCACCUGCUACUCAGUGCUAGUAUGGACACCAAAGUCAAGCUUUGGGACGUUUACCAACAAGGCAACUGCCUGCGCACAUUCAUGGGCCACACUAAAGCCGUCAAAGAUGUCACAUUCUCCAAUGACGGUCGCCGCUUCUUGAGCUGUGGGUUUGACAGGGCCAUGAAACUGUGGGAUACCGAAACAGGCCAAUGUAUCAAAGCAUUCUCAAACGGCAAGAUCCCACAUGUCGUGAAAUUCCACCCGGACGAAGAUAAACAACACAUUUUCCUGGCCGGAAUGUCAGACAAAAAGAUUAUCCAAUACGACAUCAACACCGCAGAAAUCAUCCAAGAAUACGACCAGCACUUGGGACCCGUCAACUCGAUUACAUUCGUUGACGAAAACAGGCGGUUCGUCACUACUUCGGACGACAAGACCAUCCGCGCGUGGGACUAUGAUAUUCCGGUUGUCAUCAAGUACAUCGCGGAGCCUCACAUGCAUAGUAUGCCUAGCGUAGCAUUGCAUCCUACUAAAAAAUGGUUCGCGGCUCAAUCCCUCGAUAACCAAAUUCUCGUCUAUUCGACCGAUAACUUUAGACAAAACCGCAAGAAACGAUUCGCAGGACAUACAGUCGCAGGAUACGCCUGCCAAGUCAACUUUUCUCCCGACGGCCGGCUGGUCAGUUCCGGAGACGGACAGGGCAACAUGGUAUUCUGGGACUGGAAGACGGGGAGAAUCAGGAGUCGGAUUAAUAAGGCUCAUGAAAAAGUGGUUAUCGCUCACGAGUGGUUGCCUCAUGAGACUAGCAAGGUUGUGACCGCGAGUUGGGAUGGGUUGAUUAAGCUUUGGGAUUGA
Molecule: messenger RNA, 1755 nt
Organism: Rhizoctonia solani
Lineage: Eukaryota; Fungi; Basidiomycota; Agaricomycetes; Cantharellales; Ceratobasidiaceae
Product: pre-mRNA-processing factor 17
Exons: 7
Coding region: 1-1755 (584 amino acids)
Biological process (GO): mRNA splicing, via spliceosome
Cellular component (GO): catalytic step 2 spliceosome
Molecular function (GO): mRNA binding; protein binding
Source: RefSeq, a predicted model, not a curated record